AUGCCUGAUGAUAAUGCUGGUGGUAUCGAUGAUAUCACUGAUGGACAAGAUACACCAGUUAAUGAUGAUGAUGCUUCUGGUGAUACCACCGAUGGACAAGAUACACCAGUUAUUGAUGAUGAUGCUUCUGGUGAUAUCACUGAUGAACAAGAUACACCAGUUAAUGAUGAUGAUGCUUCUGAAGAUAUCACCGAUGGACAAGAUAUACCAGUUAAUGAUGAUGAUGCUUCUGGUGAUACCACCGAUGAACAAGAUACACCAGUUAAUGAUGAUGAUGCUUCUGAAGAUAUCACCGAUGGACAAGAUAUACCAGUUAAUGAUGAUGAUGCUUCUGGUGAUACCACCGAUGGACAAGAUACACCAGUUAAUGAUGUAGAUGCUUCUGAAAAUAUCACCGAUGGACAAGAUGUACCAGUUAUUGAUGAUGAUGCUUCUGGUGAUGUCACCAAUGGACAAGAUACACCAGUUAAUGAUGAUGAUGCUUCUGAAGAUAUCACCGAUGGACAAGAUAUACCAGUUAAUGAUGAUGAUGCUUCUGGUGAUAUCACUGAUGAACAAGAUACACCAGUUAAUGAUGAUGAUGCUUCUGAAGAUAUCACCGAUGGACAAGAUAUACCAGUUAAUGAUGAUGAUGCUUCUGGUGAUACCACCGAUGAACAAGAUACACCAGUUAUUGAUGAUGACGCUUCUGGUGAUAUCACUGAUGGACAAAACACACCAGUUAAUGAUGUAGAUGCUUCUGGCGAUACCACCGAUGAACAAGAUACACCAGUUAAUGAUGAUGAUGCUUCUGGUGAUAUCACCGAUGAACAAGAUACACCAGUUAAUGAUGAUGAUGCUUCUGAAGAUAUCACCGAUGGACAAGAUAUACCAGUUAAUGAUGAUGAUGCUUCUGGUGAUACCACCGAUGAACAAGAUACACCAGUUAUUGAUGAUGAUGCUUCUGGUGAUAUCACUGAUGGACAAAAUACACCAGUUAAUGAUGUAGAUGCUUCUGGCGAUACCACCGAUGAACAAGAUACACCAGUUAUUGAUGAUGAUGCUUCUGGUGAUGUCACCAAUGAACAAGAUACACCAGUUGAUGAUGAUGAUGCUUCUGAAGAUAUCACCGAUGGACAAGAUACACCAGUUAAUGAUGUAGAUGCUUCUGAAGAUAUCACCGAUGGACAAGAUACACCAGUUAUUGAUGAUGAUGCUUCUGGUGAUAUCACUGAUGGACAAAAUACACCAGUUAAUGAUGUAGAUGCUUCUGGCGAUACCACCGAUGAACAAGAUACACCAGUUAUUGAUGAUGAUGCUUCUGGUGAUGUCACCAAUGAACAAGAUACACCAGUUGAUGAUGAUGAUGCUUCUGAAGAUAUCACCGAUGGACAAGAUACACCAGUUAAUGAUGUAGAUGCUUCUGAAGAUAUCACCGAUGGACAAGAUACACCAGUUAAUGAUGAUGAUGCUUCUGGUGAUAUCACUGAUGAACAAGAUACACCAGUUAAUGAUGUAGAUGCUUCUGGUGAUAUCACUGAUGAACAAGAUACACCAGUUAAUGAUGAUGAUGCUUCUGAAGAUAUCACCGAUGGACAAGAUAUACCAGUUAAUGAUGAUGAUGCUUCUGGUGAUAUCACUGAUGAACAAGAUACACCAGUUAAUGAUGAUGAUGCUUCUGAAGAUAUCACCGAUGGACAAGAUAUACCAGUUAAUGAUGAUGAUGCUUCUGGUGAUACCACCGAUGAACAAGAUACACCAGUUAUUGAUGAUGAUGCUUCUGGUGAUGUCACCAAUGAACAAGAUACACCAGUUGAUGAUGAUGAUGCUUCUGAAGAUAUCACCGAUGGACAAGAUAUACCAGUUAAUGAUGAUGAUGCUUCUGGUGAUACCACCGAUGAACAAGAUACACCAGUUAAUGAUGAUGAUGCUUCUGGUGAUAUCACCGAUGGACAAGAUAUACCAGUUAAUGAUGUAGAUGCUUCUGGCGAUACCACAGAUGAACAAGAUACACCAGUUAUUGAUGAUGAUGCUUCUGGUGAUGUCACCAAUGAACAAGAUACACCAGUUGAUGAUGAUGAUGCUUCUGAAGAUAUCACCGAUGGACAAGAUACACCAGUUAAUGAUGAUGAUGCUUCUGGUGAUACCACCGAUGAACAAGAUACACCAGUUAAUGAUGAUGAUGCUUCUGAAGAUAUCACCGAUGGACAAGAUACACCAGUUAAUGAUGAUGAUGCUUCUGGUGAUAUCACUGAUGAACAAGAUACACCAGUUAAUGAUGAUGAUGCUUCUGAAGAUAUCACCGAUGGACAAGAUACACCAGUUAAUGAUGAUGAUGCUUCUGGUGAUACCACCGAUGAACAAGAUACACCAGUUAUUGAUGAUGAUGCUUCUGGUGAUAUCACUGAUGAACAAGAUACACCAGUUAAUGAUGAUGAUGCUUCUGAAGAUAUCACCGAUGGACAAGAUGUACCAGUUAAUGAUGAUGAUGCUUCUGGUGAUAUCACUGAUGAACAAGAUACACCAGUUAAUGAUGAUGAUGCUUCUGGUGAUAUCACCGAUGGACAAGAUACACCAGUUAUUGAUGAUGAUGCUUCUGGUGAUAUCACUGAUGAACAAGAUACACCAGUUAUUGAUGAUGAUGCUUCUGGUGAUACCACCGAUGAACAAGAUACACCUGUUAAUGAUGAUGAUGCUUCUGAAGAUAUCACCGAUGGACAAGAUACACCAGUUAAUGAUGUAGAUGCUUCUGGCGAUACCACCGAUGAACAAGAUACACCAGUUAAUGAUGUAGAUACUUCUGAAGAUAUCACCGAUGGACAAGAUACACCAGUUAAUGAUGAUGAUGCUUCUGGUGAUGUCACCAAUGGACAAGAUACACCAGUUAAUGAUGAUGAUGCUUCUGAAGAUAUCACCGAUGGACAAGAUAUACCACUUAAUGAUGAUGAUGCUUCUGGUGAUACCACUGAUGAACAAGAUACACCAGUUAAUGAUGAUGAUGCUUCUGAAGAUAUCACCGAUGGACAAGAUGUACCAGUUAAUGAUGAUGAUGCUUCUGGUGAUACCACCGAUGAACAAGAUACACCAGUUAUUGAUGAUGAUGCUUCUGGUGAUAUCACUGAUGAACAAGAUACACCAGUUAAUGAUGAUGAUGCUUCUGAAGAUAUCACCGAUGGACAAGAUAUACCAGUUAAUGAUGAUGAUGCUUCUGGUGAUAUCACUGAUGAACAAGAUACACCAGUUAAUGAUGAUGAUGCUUCUGAAGAUAUCACCGAUGGACAAGAUAUACCAGUUAAUGAUGAUGAUGCUUCUGGUGAUACCACCGAUGAACAAGAUACACCAGUUAUUGAUGAUGAUGCUUCUGGUGAUAUCACUGAUGGACAAAAUACACCAGUUAAUGAUGUAGAUGCUUCUGGCGAUACCACCGAUGAACAAGAUACACCAGUUAUUGAUGAUGAUGCUUCUGGUGAUGUCACCAAUGAACAAGAUACACCAGUUGAUGAUGAUGAUGCUCCUGAAGAUAUCACCGAUGGACAAGAUGUACCAGUUAAUGAUGAUGAUGCUUCUGGUGAUACCACCGAUGAACAAGAUACACCAGUUAAUGAUGAUGAUGCUUCUGAAGAUAUCACCGAUGGACAAGAUAUACCAGUUAAUGAUGAUGAUGCUUCUGGUGAUACCACCGAUGAACAAGAUACACCAGUUAUUGAUGAUGAUGUUUCUGCUGAUAUCACUGAUGGACAAGAUACACCAGUUAAUGAUGAUGAUGCUUCUGGUGAUACCACCGAUGAACAAGAUACACCAGUUAGUGAUGUAGAUGCUUCUGGUGAUACCACUGAUGGACAAGAUACACCAGUUAAUGAUGUUGAUGCUUCUGGCGAUAUCACUGAAGGACAAGAUACACAAGUCGAUUGCCCAAAUGAAGAAAACUUAGAUUUUGUUUUUAACGUACAUGGCAGCAAAAUAAUAGUGAAGUUACCUCCAGAUAGCAACGAUAGUCCUCCUAUGGUUAAGAUCAAAGGCAGCAAAGUUAUCAUUCAGUUACCAACCGCUAGUCAAGGUAACAGCCACGAUGUGAUAGGUAGUCAUGGUUACAGCUACGAUAUGACAGGUAGUCAAGGUAACAACCACGAUAUGACAGAUUAA
Messenger RNA from Nerophis lumbriciformis (worm pipefish), 4122 nucleotides. NCBI's taxonomy places the organism in Eukaryota, Metazoa, Chordata, Actinopteri, Syngnathiformes, Syngnathidae. The record is from RefSeq and is a predicted model, not a curated record.